AUGUGUUGCCUGGGGCCAUGCUGCCCUGCCCCCUUUGCACCUCCUACCCCUGUCCUGGCAGUGACCCUGAAGAGACUUAGGAGCAGCCCCCUGAGGUGCCCUCGGGCUCCACCCUCCCAGCUCUUCUGCAGGGUGGCUGAAGAGUCCACAGGGGGCAGCUACUGCCCCAUCCUCCGGAGCUCCUUGCGGGGGACACUGUGCCUGGGAGGCGUGGAGCCCUGGAUGCCUGAGCCAGCCCCCGGCCCCAGCACUCACUACGACCUGUCCAGGGCCAGGGCUGCCCUCUUCCUGGCUGUGAUCCAAGACCGGCCUGGGGCCCAGCAUGAUGUGGAGGCACUGAGGGGGCUGUGCCAGGCCCUGGGCUUCGAGACCACCCUGAGGACGGACCCUACCGCCCAGGCUUUCCAGGAGGAGCUGGCCCAGUUCCGGGAGCGGCUGGACACCCGCAGUGGCCCUGUGAGCUGUGUCCUUGUGGCCCUGAUGGCCCAUGGGGGUCCACGGGGGCAGCUUAUGGGGGCUGACUGGCAAGAGGUGCACCCAGAGGCACUGCAGCGGGAACUGAGCCACUGCCGGGCAUUGCGGGGCUGCCCCAAGAUCUUCCUGCUGCAGGCCUGCCGUGGGGGGAACAGGGACGCUGGUGUGAGGCCCACAGCUCUCCCCUGGUACUGGCGCUGGCUGCAGGCACCUCCCACCAUCCCUUCCCAUGCAGAUGUCCUCCAGAUCUACGCUGAUGCCCAGGGUUGGUUCUGCCUUUCUUCCAGAGCCUGGAUGUGGGCAGGGCUGGUGGUGGGAACUGUCCCAAGAGCAUUUCUAGGGCUCUCAACUGGGGUCCUGCUGCCACCUCCAUCCUCUCUUUGCUGA
Lemur catta (Ring-tailed lemur) is the source of this 861-nucleotide messenger RNA. RefSeq names its product caspase-14-like. The coding region runs from base 1 to 861 and encodes 286 amino acids. Gene Ontology annotation, biological process: proteolysis. Gene Ontology annotation, molecular function: cysteine-type endopeptidase activity. NCBI's taxonomy places the organism in Eukaryota, Metazoa, Chordata, Mammalia, Primates, Lemuridae. The record is from RefSeq and is a predicted model, not a curated record. The transcript is spliced from 5 exons.